CUGUGUGCGCACGGCAUGAGAGGAGAGGAAGAGACGCUGACUGAGAUUACUCAGAGCAGCAUGCAUGGGAAUAAAUUACAAUAUAAUAGAUAUCUGUAUAUUUCCUGCUUUCCCCCUGAUGACCGGAAUAACAUGGUGCUGCUGCUGCGUUUUGCUGCUCUGUCUUGUCUGUCCGUGCGCUGUCAGUAUCCUCUUUUCACGCCACGACGUUAUCAGUCAUGAAUUUAGUUUUCACUGCGUGAGAAAAUGGACAUGUGGAGUGAGAGCGUGUGAAAAGUGUCAGUUGCGUGGGUCUCACGGUCAAUGCGUGAGAGUUGGCAGCUCUGGUUAUUACAUUACCAGUCCAUGAUUGGAGGGGGAAAAGAUGCUGUAGCUCAUUGCUUUUGUCAACCUGUGGUUGUCAGUUGCGGAUGAUUCUGGUGUAGAAGAACUGUGGUUCCAGUGCAGUCUUUGCUGUGCUACACUCCAAAGAAGCAGGUGCUAACUUGUCUCGUCUCGUUAACCAUUUGGAUGAGUCCUGUAUUUGCUUCGAGCGGGCCACAUGGUGACCAGAGAGUAUUUUCUGCUGUUAGCGGAAAGGAGACGCAGCCAGCAGCUGAAAUCCAGUCUGAGGAGGCGUUCAGGGACUUCAGUAGCUGGAGCCAUGGCAGUCAGCUGGAUCAUUCUGUUCUAUGGCCUGGGACUGGCAGCAGCUAAGCUAACGGGUGAUACAGAAAGGGAUGUUGAUGAAGGUCGUGACUGGGACAUCUUUGACAUCAAUGAAGCGGCGGGGCUGGACCUGCUGGAGGGAGAUAUCGAACAGGACGAUGCAUUCAGAAACUCCAGAAUAGGUGACGAGUAUCGCUGGCCAACAACCAUUCCCUACUACCUAGAGGACAGUCUGGAGAUCAAUGCAAAGGGAGUGAUCCUGAAGGCAUUUGACCAGUACAGACUGAAGACCUGCAUUGACUUCACACCACGGAAAAAAGAGGAGAACUACAUCUCUGUGUACAAAGGUGGCGGAUGUUCCUCCUCCGUGGGGAACCAGCGUAAGGGGAAGCAGCAGCUGUCCAUUGGUGAAAGGUGUGACACACUAGGAAUCGUUGAGCAUGAGUUUCUGCAUGCUCUGGGCUUCUGGCACGAGCAGUCCAGAGCUGACCGAGAUGAUUACGUCAACAUCAAAUGGAAAAACAUCAAAACUAAUCAUACACACAACUUCAAGAAAUACGAUGACACAAAGUCCAGUGCUCUUGGUGUUCCCUAAGACUACGGCUCUGUAAUGCACUACAGCAAGAAAAACUUCAGCAAAAACUCUGAGCCCACCAUCGUCACCAAGAUCCCCCAGUUCAUGGAUGUGAUCGGUCAGAGGAUAGGGAUCAGCGCUAAUGACCUUACCAAGCUCAACCGUCUCUACAACUGCACCAAAUCUUCUACCUUUGUGGACAGCUGUGACUUUGAAGAGGACAACAUUUGUGGGAUGAUUCAGGGUCCCGGCAAUGCAAAAUGGGAACGACUCACUAGUGCUCGUGGAGGGCCUCAGACUGACUUCUCCAACAUGGGACAAUGCAAAGGAAAAGGCUACUUCAUGCACUUCAACACAGCCUCUGCUAAAUCUGGUGCCCGUGCUCUACUGGAGAGUCGCUGGUUUUACCCCAAACCUGGAGCCCAGUGUCUGCAGUUCUUCCUCUAUAACAGCGGGGCAGCUGAUGAUGUUCUCAAUAUCAAGGUGCGACAGUAUGACAAGGCCAACCCCAGCGGUAAACUGAAGCUCUUCAAGAGAAUUUCAGGAGGUGUUAUGGGCUCCUGGGAACUGCAUAACAUCAAUCUGGAUAUGACACAGAAGGCCCGUGUGGUUUUUGAGGGUGUGAGGGGAAAGAAAAGUUCAAAUGGAGGUUUCUCGCUGGAUGACAUUAACCUGUCAUCCACAAAGUGUCCUCAACACACCUGGCACGUCCGCAACAUCAGCCGCCUGCUUGCCACCACGUCAGCAGAAAAACCACUGUACAGCCCUCGCUUUCUGUCACCAGCAGGUUACUCCUUUCAGGUCAGUGUGUACAUGUACAGGAAAAGCGACCGUUCAGAGUACUUGGCCACCUACUUCCACCUGACCUCAGGCCCCAACGAUCACAAACUCAAGUGGCCAUGUCCAUGGCGACAGGCAACCAUCGCCCUGAUGGAUCAGCAGUCUGACAUCAGACAGCAAAUGAACAUGCACCGCAUGUUCACCACUGACCCCAACAAGAAGUCCUCUAAUGGCACUAAGUACUUCUGGGAUAAUCCCAAGAAAGUGGGGUCUCGAGUAAAUGAGUCUAAUGGCAGCUUUUACUAUCGAGGCCCAGGCUUGCCAACAUUACAGUUCAUCAGCCACAGCAGCCUAAAGAGCAGAAACUUCAUCAAAGGAGACGAUGCCUUCUUCCUCCUCAGUCUGGAAGAUAUCUCUCAUCUCCUGGUAUCUCAGCCUCUUCCCCGCUCUGCAGUCCAAGCUGACACCGAUUUAAUGAUAGCUGCAGACCAAGGUGCUCCGCAGGGAGCAGGGAUGGGCAGGAAUAAUAGACAGCAGGAGAUCGAAAAGGUGCCGAUCAUACAGGACAUGUCCUGAUUCACAGAAUGGCAGACGUCCCACGAUUUACCAUCUCCUCUCACCACUCCAUGAUGUCCCGAUCAGAGAAAGCAAUCAGCACUAACAAGGCAAGAGAUCACAUUACUACAUGAUCUCUACAACCAUGGGCACCAAAUUAUAGUUAAAAGUGGAGGAGCGGAGGGUCUGGGGCUCCUCUCUAUAUCUAUUAUUUUACCAAGCCACUUUGCAUGAAACCACGCCUACUUCCGCAUGACGAAAGUGAGGUGAAACCACGCCCACUUCCGCAUGACGAAAGUAAGGACCUAGAUAUCAAGGCCUGAUGACUGGCUGCCAGCCUACUGCUAGCCAGCCCUCUGUGCGAUAUACCUGCGGCCCCUCUGAAUUAUUUCCCCCCAGAAUGUUUGUUGAUCCAGCGGGGAGUUGGGGGGCGGUCCAAUCACUGAAGGUCCAUGAAAUUCAUAGUGUGGAAAAUACAGUAGGUUGGAAAAUAGCAACAUGGGUAGUUAAAGAGAAGCUUUGCUGAUUUUCAACCAGCUCUGUGUCAUCGCAGUGUGUGCAAGCAAAAGUUCGGUGGACCUCCGCCAGCAAACGAGCUUCCAGCGCUUAUAGCACAAUGGAGAGCCAAACACUUGGAGUUCCCUGCUGCACAUACUUCCUACACUGUGAUCACCAAGCUGGUUGGAAAUCAGCAAACUUUCCCUUUAACAGAUGUAACAACUUAAAUUCAGCCAGUGUAAAAUAUGGACUGUACAAUAAAGAUGAACAUGACAGCGCCCCAAAGGUGGUAUUCAAAGCCACUGAUGAACUCAAGCUGUGCUGUUGUUUAAAUGACCCCCAGCAUGCCACAGUGAGUGUUACUUGCAGCCAAUAAUCGGGCCUUGACGUCUGGCAGCCUGCUUUCGUCAUGCAGAAGUUUCAUUUAGAGUGAGUUGUUACAAUAACAGACACAUCCUUGGCCAGAAAAUUUUCUGCAUUCCAGUGAAUUUUUACACUCCAAAUUAUGGUGCAAAUGUGUUAAUUUCCUUAAAGAAAAACACAAAAUUCAGGUGAGAGGUGACAAUUCAAAAUUUCAAAACAUCAUGUAGUGUAAUGCAGUGGGGCUCUCACACAUUCUGAUUUGCUUGCAAAUAUUUACUCUCUUGCAGAUUAGCUUCUCAUUUAAUGUUAUCUCUGCUGAGUCACACACGUAGGCAUGAUUUACUUAGUCCUCCUUUGUGUCUUUUGAUUGUAGAAGUAUCCUCUUAAAAUGUGAAUGUGGCACCUAUUCACAUUAAUGAUACAUUUCAUUAGAAACACCUGGAUUUUAAUAGCUCAUCUGAGUUUCAGCAAGACUUCUGCUCAUGUUAACUUCAAACUGCAGACUGUCACCAAAGAGGCCACUGUUUGUUUCACAUGUGAAUUUUAAGACAACCCAUCAUGUUUUUUUCUUAAUCUAACCAUGUGUGUUUGUUGCCUAAGACGAAAGAAAUCAAACUAAGGACUAAGUAUUUUACCUAUGUUGUAAGUACUUUUUUUUCAAAGUAUGCAUUUAGAGAGCAGAAACUGCAUUUCCUGUAAAAACAGAGGUGUAUCUUGUGAAAGAAACAAUCGACAUGCUGUACGUGAACAUCUAAAACAGACGCAGGAGGGUACCUAGCACAACACACCUGCUCUGUGGGCCCAGUGAUACAGAAGCUCCAGGUUAUUUUACGCAUGGAAGUCGAACAUCUUUGGCUUCAUUUAUAACAUUAAAAGGAAUGAAUGGGGCUCCACCACCAAUACUGUAUCCAGGUCUCUAUACAUCCAUGGUGAGAAUACGUCUGUCACAGAAAAUCUCCUGUCAUGUGUCACAUGUGUGAAGGGUCACAUCCAGAUCUGAAUCUUUAAACAUAGUCUGAGUUCAUAUGAGAAAACAGCUUUGGUUAGGAUGGGAAAUGUAGUUUUUAAUUCAUACUGCAUCCACUUAUCCAAACUAGCUUGAAUGUUUAAAGAAAGCAAAGAUUCUUGAUCAAAAAGUAGGGAUGCAAAAACACACCUCUGCUCCCCCAAGUGUAAUAGUGGGGGUGCAGCUGCUCAGCUUGCUCCAUUGCUCAGGCGACUCUACAGCAAUUCCUUUUCAUGUAUAAUUUGAAUUUGAAAUAAAAAUCUUU
Molecule: messenger RNA, 4689 nt
Organism: Epinephelus lanceolatus (giant grouper)
Lineage: Eukaryota; Metazoa; Chordata; Actinopteri; Perciformes; Serranidae
Product: meprin A subunit beta-like
Biological process (GO): proteolysis
Cellular component (GO): membrane
Molecular function (GO): metalloendopeptidase activity; zinc ion binding; protein binding
Source: RefSeq, a predicted model, not a curated record